Molecule: messenger RNA, 630 nt
Organism: Solanum pennellii
Lineage: Eukaryota; Viridiplantae; Streptophyta; Magnoliopsida; Solanales; Solanaceae
Exons: 2
Coding region: 1-630 (209 amino acids)
Biological process (GO): defense response to other organism
Molecular function (GO): ADP binding
Source: RefSeq, a predicted model, not a curated record
AUGGGUGCCAUGGAUGAGGGAUGGUUACUGGAGAGGAUCAAUGACUACUUGCAAGACAAGAAGUACUUGCUAGUUAUUGAUGAUAUAUGGGAUGAUAACCUAUGGGAAGAGCUUAAACAUGCAUUUCCGCGAAAAAGGGCGAAUCAUAAUUACAACAGGAGUAUGAUUCAAGCAGUCACUAUACAUGCUCGAGAUGUAGUGAAAGCGUGCAAGCUGCAUGAUCCAGUGCGUGAUGUGGCCAAUCAAAUGCUACAGGAAGAGAAAUUUGGAUCCAUGAUAAAAGAAGUCGACAAGACCAUUCAAGAGAGACAAAGGAGACUUGCAAUCUAUGAAGAUGCAGAUAGUAUCCCCUCAGACAUCAGUAAGUUGAAUCUGAGAUCCCUUCUCUAUUUUAGAGUAAAUGAAUUGUCAUUUUCUGCUCUACAAAAACUGCUAAGAUUUAAGAGGGAAUCAGUGAAGAAUUUGAGGAAUCUACAGACAUUGGAUGUGAGAAACUCGGAAGUUAAACAUUUGCCUGCUGGAAUCAAUGAGCUGCAACACCUAAGACAUCUUCUCCUGUCAAGUUUCUGCGACAGGGAGAAUGGAUUUGUGAAGAUGGCGAAGCUACAAACACUAUCUGGAAUUGAAUAA